AGAAAAAAUUGAUUCUAGUUAGUAUCAAAGCAAAGAGAUGAACUCAAGCAAAACAACUUUCUUCCUUGGCUUGUUCCUCGUAUCUGCCUUGUGUGUCGAAAUAAUAGAAAGCAGGAAUUGUGAAAUAAACGACGAUUGCAAAGGCUGGCAACCAUGUCCAGUGCCUCUCGCUUGUGUAUUUGGGAACUGUAUUUGUCCAUGGAAAAAUCAAUCUAAUCUCUUAACUGCUUGUGAAAUCCUAUGUGCAAGUUUGGGGAAAAAAGCUAAAAAUCCUUUUUCUAGUCCUUGCAUUUGCAUCGACAAGUAAAUCAAGAAAUAUGUG
Capsella rubella is the source of this 322-nucleotide messenger RNA. Its product is annotated as putative defensin-like protein 303. Bases 38 to 307 code for a protein of 89 amino acids. Lineage: Eukaryota; Viridiplantae; Streptophyta; Magnoliopsida; Brassicales; Brassicaceae. The record is from RefSeq and is a predicted model, not a curated record. The transcript has 2 exons.